AUGGGUCCCUGUACGGCCUCCCAUUGCUGCUGUCUCCAUCGCCACACUCUGCCAUGUGCCACUUUCAGGUCUCCUCACACUGCUGGUGUGGGUUCCAUUUUUUGUCAUAGGGUGCUGGCAGAUUACGGGCCUCCCAUAGCUGCUGCCAGGCCCCUAAUCUGCCAUGGGCCCCUGUACCGCCUCCUCAUGCUGCUGCCAGGUCCAGAGUCUCUCAUGGGUCCCUGUACGGCCUCCCAUUGCUGCUGUCUCCCAUCGCCACACUCUGCCAUGUGCCACUUUCAGGUCUCCUCACACACUGCUGGUGUGUUUCCAUUUUUUGUCAUAGGGUGC
Staurois parvus is the source of this 330-nucleotide messenger RNA. NCBI's taxonomy places the organism in Eukaryota, Metazoa, Chordata, Amphibia, Anura, Ranidae. The record is from the annotation of a GenBank genome assembly.